AUGCGUGUUUUCAGCGAAGGAAAACAAUCUCUACCUGAGCCAAAUCAGGAAUGUUUGGCAACAGGGGCAGGAUGCAAUAACCCAUCAUUCACUGAACAUAACUCUCACUUGCUACUGCAACAAACACAAACGCUUGCAAAAAUGGCCGCAAAAGACAACGACAUAACCCAUGAGUUUCGCUUUUUCCGCGUCUACAAAGACGGCACAGUGGAGCUCUUCCGACCCACCACCGAAAAGAUUCAACCUUUCGAUGACCCCGCCACCGGUGUCCGCUCCAAAGACACCAUAAUCUCCACCCACCCACCCGUCUCCGUUCGGAUAUUCCUCCCCCAAAUAACCCACCCGACCAGAAAACUUCCCCUUCUCCUCUACGUUCACGGCGGCGGCUUCUGCAUGCAAUCCGCCUUCUCCCCCACCUACCACAACCACGUCGCCACCAUCGUCGCCGAAGCCAACGUCAUCGCUGUCUCCGUAGAGUACGGGUUGUUCCCGACCCGACCCUUACCCGCUCCCUACGAGGACUCCUGGGCUGCGCUCCAGUGGGUCGCCUCGCACGCUGGCGGAAACGGACCCGAGACCUGGUUGAACAACCACGCCGAUCUGAAUCGGGUUAUCAUCGCCGGCGACAGUGCCGGCGGCAACAUUACCCACACAUUGGUGAGUCGGGUCGGGAAAUCCGGGUUACCGGACGUGAAGGUUGUCGGGGCGAUUUUGGUCCACCCGUUUUUCGCGGGUUCGGAGGACGAUGAGAUGUGGCUGUACAUGUUUCCAGAGAACGAGGGGUUGGAUGAUCCUAGGUUGAAACCGGUGGCAGAGGAUCUGGGCAGGCUUGGGUGUGAGAGGGUGUUGGUGUUUGCAGCUGAGAAGGACCACUUGUUCCAUGCUGGAAGGAAUUAUGUUGAGGAGCUUAAGAAUAGUGGAUGGUGUGGGAAUGCUGAGCUUGUUGUGAAUUGGGGUUUGGAACAUUGCUUUCAUCUUUUCAAUCCCAAACAAGAAAAGGCUCGGGAAUUAUUGCAAAAAUUCGUUUCUUUCAUCCAACACGACUAGAUCUCUCAAGUACCU
Molecule: messenger RNA, 1062 nt
Organism: Gastrolobium bilobum
Lineage: Eukaryota; Viridiplantae; Streptophyta; Magnoliopsida; Fabales; Fabaceae
Product: probable carboxylesterase 7
Exons: 3
Coding region: 1-1047 (348 amino acids)
Molecular function (GO): hydrolase activity
Source: RefSeq, a predicted model, not a curated record